This is a messenger RNA of Artibeus jamaicensis (Jamaican fruit-eating bat), 742 nucleotides long. It is a transcript of the gene NANOS3, whose product is annotated as nanos C2HC-type zinc finger 3. The record is from RefSeq and is a predicted model, not a curated record. The transcript is spliced from 2 exons. Lineage: Eukaryota; Metazoa; Chordata; Mammalia; Chiroptera; Phyllostomidae. Gene Ontology annotation, cellular component: perinuclear region of cytoplasm. Bases 1 to 549 code for a protein of 182 amino acids. Gene Ontology annotation, molecular function: zinc ion binding; mRNA binding. Gene Ontology annotation, biological process: oogenesis; negative regulation of translation.
AUGGGGACCUUCAACCUGUGGACAGAUUACCUGGGUUUGGCACAUCUGGUGGGGGCUCUGCGUGGGGAAGAGCCUGAGACCAGACUAGACUCCCAGCCAGAACCAAUGCCAGGACCAGGGGAUCAGAGGUCCAGCCCAGAACCUUCGCCAGGUCCAGAACGCCUGUGCUCUUUCUGCAAACACAACGGCGAGUCCCGGUCCAUCUACCAGUCCCACAUGCUCAAGGACGAGGCAGGCCGGGUGCUGUGCCCCAUCCUUCGAGACUAUGUGUGUCCCCAGUGUGGUGCCACUCGAGAUCGUGCCCACACCCGCCGCUUCUGCCCACUCACUGGCCAAGGCUACACCUCUGUCUACAGCUACACCACCCGCAACUCAGCAGGCAAGAAGUUGACCCGGCCUGACAAGGCAAGGACACAGGAUUCUGGUCACCGAGGAGGAGGAGGAGGAGCAGCAGGAGCAGCAGGAGGAGGAGCCAGUGCAGGUUCCAAAGGUGCCAGGAAGUCGUCUGGACCUUCACCCUCUUUCUGCUGCCCCUCCACUUCGGCCUAGGAGGCAGGUGCGGGGAGGACAUCCAGGAUGCUGCUUUCCCUGGCCUGGGGAUGCUGACUCCCUGAAGGCUGGAUUUCCAAGAUGCAUCUGGCCAGGAUGCUCUCCCCCCAGCCUGGGGGCUUGAGUGAGGGAACAGAGUCUGGAAACACUGCCAAAAGAGCCCUGUGAGGAAGGAGUUAGUCCUAGGACACCC